Messenger RNA from Fukomys damarensis (Damara mole-rat), 1090 nucleotides. RefSeq names its product multiple inositol-polyphosphate phosphatase 1 (gene Minpp1). NCBI's taxonomy places the organism in Eukaryota, Metazoa, Chordata, Mammalia, Rodentia, Bathyergidae. Gene Ontology annotation, molecular function: acid phosphatase activity; inositol phosphate phosphatase activity. The transcript is spliced from 3 exons. The record is from RefSeq and is a predicted model, not a curated record. Bases 59 to 1000 code for a protein of 313 amino acids.
UGCCCGCCGGAGCCGGAAGUCGGGCCCGCGAGCCUCUUGGGCUGGCCGCACCUCAAGCAUGAUUCUCUGCGGUACCCUAGGGCUCCUCAGGGCCUCCGUAUCGCCCGCCGCUGCCCUGGCUGCGGCUCUGUUCUCGUCGCUUGCGCGCUGCUCGCUCUUGGAGCCGAGGCACCCGGCGACCUCGGUGCUCAGCCCCUACUUCGGCACCAAAACUCGCUACGAGGAUGUCAACCCCGGGCUGCUGUCGGACCCCGAGGCUCCGAGGCGGGACCCGGAGCUGCUAGAGGGGACCUGCACCCCGGUGCAGCUGGUCUCCCUCAUCCGCCACGGCACCCGCUACCCCACGGCCAAACAGAUCAGCAAGCUGAGGCAGCUGCACGGGCUGCUGCAGGCUCGUGGGCCGGCGGAUGGCAGACCAGGCAGUGCGGGGUCUCGCGGCCCGGGCGGCGCGCUGGCGGACUGGCCGCUGUGGUACGCGGACUGGAUGGAUGGGCAGCUGGUGGAGAAGGGACGGCAGGACAUGCGACAGCUGGCGCUGCGCCUGGCUUCCCUCUUCCCGGCACUCUUCACCCCGGAGAGCUAUGCCCGCCUGAGGCUGGUCACCAGUUCCAAGCACCGCUGCGUGGACAGCGGCGCCGCCUUCCUCCAGGGGCUGUGGCAGCACUACUACCCUGGGCUGCCGCCGCCCGACAUCGCAGAUAUGGAGUGUGGACCUCCAAGAGUUAAUGAUGAACUAAUGAGAUUCUUUGAUCAUUGUGAGAAGUUUUUAACUGAAGUGGAAAGGAAUGCUACAGCUCUUUAUCAUGUAGAAGCCUUUAAAACUGGACCAGAAAUGCAGAACACUUUAAAAAAAGUUGCAGCUACUUUGGAAGUGCCAGUAAAUGAUUUAAAUGCAGGUCUCAACCAGUGUCUUCUCCAGUCAUCCUCCAGUUUGGUCAUGCAGAGACCCUUCUUCCACUGCUUUCUCUCAUGGGCUACUUCAAAGACAAGGAACCCCUAACAGCUUACAAUUACCAGAAACAAAUGCAUAGAAAAUUCCGAAGUGGCCACAUUGUACCUUAUGCCUCGAACCUUAUAUUUGUCCUUUACC